Molecule: messenger RNA, 2233 nt
Organism: Physcomitrium patens
Lineage: Eukaryota; Viridiplantae; Streptophyta; Bryopsida; Funariales; Funariaceae
Biological process (GO): endoplasmic reticulum to Golgi vesicle-mediated transport; intracellular protein transport
Cellular component (GO): endoplasmic reticulum; endoplasmic reticulum membrane
Source: RefSeq, a predicted model, not a curated record
AUUUUGGCUUCGUUUCUGCCAACCAUCCCAGUAUAUUAACCAAAAAGGGUCUGAAAUAAGCUUCGUGGAUGCAAAUGAUCACCUACUGCUAAAGACUCAGUUGAUGGAGUGCCUCAGAUCUUGAUCACUGAUAGCUGUCAUUACAACUACGUUAGUACUUGGCACUGGACUCUGGAGGCUGUGGGUUACGAAAACAAACCCGUGCGUUAGUGUCUCCGAAUUCAUAAUGUCUCUGAACUUUGACUGAAGAAUGAUGUGUUCAGGCUGGCCUUGGUUCUCGUGGUGGCCGUCGACGAUUUUCAUUUUUUUGGAACCGUUUCAUGCAUCUCCCAUUGUGGCGAAUGUAAUUUAUUUGUCACUUCAUCAUCGAGAGAUUAUUGCAGGCAGCAAAGAGAGGUGACAAGAAGUUACUGUUAUUUGGAGAUAAGUUAAGCAUUUUUUAGCUCGUGGGUAGGAAGGUAAAAGUUGUUACGCGCCAAAGCUUGAAUUACGACCAGUAAACCACAAGGCCAGAAAUUUACUAAAUGAAUGAUGAAAAGGUUUGUCCCUCACGAAUUUGCAGAAUGAUGCUGGAAAUGACCACUCUAAAGCUCAUCUAGCCCAGCAGGAAUCUAUAUAUUCUAAGGGCAGAAUGGAAACUCGACUACAGUUGGCUUUGCGGUGAGAAAAAUGGUUUAGUGCACGUCGAUUUGUUGGGUGUUUGUUGUGGGUAUUUGCAUUUAGAAGCGUUCGUGCGGCUUGAAGAUAUAAUAUUCCCGUGGUUGUCUUCGGCAAAGAAAUUGACCUUCAGAAUCGAACCGUUUACUACUGGAGAUCAUUUCCACUGUUGCGAGUUUGUUUUCAUGUUAUGGUCCUUUGGAUGGUUCGUGUAAGCCACGAGUCUGAGUACGAAGAGUUUUUGGGUGUAUAGGAUGUCGGGUGAGGGGUUUCGUAGAACAUUGCAAUUGUGAGGUGGAAUGAAAUCAUUUAGGGAGAAAUAAGUGGUAAGUAAGAUGUUGCCCCUUUUGAUUGCCAUGGCGGUGGUUGAGGCCGUGGUAGCAUAUUGUUUGGUUAGCAAGGUGACGCCGCUGGUCAAAUUAGGGCAGAAUGUUGUAGACGUGUUUAGAAGCAAUAAAGGAGCGAGAGUUGUUCUCAAAACUGUGACUGGGGUCGUCGCGGUUCGCUUAGCCAACGAUUUGAGUACAGUGAUGAAGCUUCACAGACAGAUGGAGAUAAGUGGAGCUCAUAUUGCCGAGCAGCUCGAAUCUCGGUCACAAUGGCUCGAGAUUACGUUAAUAUGUUUUGUUCUCAUUCUGAAGCUUGUGGUGAGCAGCUUAGACCUUUCCUUCAAGAGAGCUGAUGGUUUGAAGCGGGACGUGGAUGUUCUCAAGGGCAAACUUAAAGGUGCUGAAGCGGAGUAUGUCCGACUUCAAGAUGAGCUGAGUUCGAAGUCAGACAAGGAGUGUGAGGCACUGGCUGCAGAAGUGAAGUCGCAAAAAGGCAUCAUCACUACUUUGCGACAGAAGCUUGAGCAAGCCCAGGUCCAUAUUAAUUCAAAAGAGAAAGAACUCAAGAGUGUGGUAACAAAUUUGAAGACCCUUGAGAAACAGACGGAAGGCUUUCAGAACGAAUACACUCGAGUUUUAGAUGAUAAUGAGAACCUGCGUAUCCAGUUGUCACAGUUUGACCGUCAUCAUUCCAGUUCUGGCAGCAAAAAGAAUUCGUAACGAAAUUCGACAUUGAAAGCAUCUUGAUCCGGUAUCUGCGAAGCACCAUUUUGUUUACGAUUUUGAUUGUUGCAGCAAGAUUUCACUGCAGGUCUUUCAAGUAAUGGAAUGUUGUUGAUCGAGUCUUAGGUUCAAUGCACAAGCAAUCUCAUGAAAUAUGUGCAUCUGGCUGUGCAAACACAGUGGUCUUAUCAAAAACGUAAUGACGUGAAAGCUUUAAAGCUUUCUAAACGAUUUGGAGUGACUUCAACUUGCAAAGUUGCUAAAAUCUUGUAAUGGAGGAGAAUUAACUUAGUGAUGGGACCACCAUUAAAGCAACUUGUUGCUGAGUUUACAAAAUACAGCACAGAAUAUGAUACCACUUUAUGUUCAGUGGAACUCGGUAUUAGUUUGUACUCCAAUACUCGUACUUUAAAACAGAUUUAACUAGUAUUUUAGUAUUUUAGUAGAUAGAGGUCAAAGUUGCUUGGAAUCUCACCUUUAAUAACAUUCUAAUCGAAAGAGUUGUGCUCACUUUUUGGACUUAA